Messenger RNA from Motacilla alba alba, 13235 nucleotides. RefSeq names its product consortin, connexin sorting protein (gene CNST). Gene Ontology annotation, cellular component: transport vesicle; trans-Golgi network; plasma membrane. The coding region runs from base 6660 to 8813 and encodes 717 amino acids. Gene Ontology annotation, biological process: positive regulation of Golgi to plasma membrane protein transport. NCBI's taxonomy places the organism in Eukaryota, Metazoa, Chordata, Aves, Passeriformes, Motacillidae. The transcript has 11 exons. Gene Ontology annotation, molecular function: connexin binding. The record is from RefSeq and is a predicted model, not a curated record.
GUUCUGCUGACUUAAAUUCACUCAGCAUGUGUUUGUGUGUCUAUCUCAUCAUGAGUCUUUAUCCAGAAUGCUUUUGAAAUGUUGCCUUGCUUGAGAGCCUGUUGCACCAAAGAUUUUUUCACUUCUCUUUUUCUUAUUAAUCUACUUACAAUAUAACCGUGAUGUCUUUGAAACUGUCUGGCUAACUGAUAAGGAAAGUGAAAUGCUGUUAGUGCCAGAGAUUCCUGUAGACAAAUUUUGCUGUGUUGUGUGCUCGCUUUUUAGGAACAGAGCUGCUUAGCAUGAGUGUGAAGUUUUUUUCCACUGCUGUUCCAUUAUGCUGCUCCACCUAUCCCAAGUGAAUUGCUAAUGUGUGGCCUUAGAAUGUGAGCUUUAGCACUGCUUUUCUCUGUCUGUGCCAAUGAUUUUCUUGGGGUUUUUGUUUGGAACAUUAAUGUUACACUGGAGGGCAAGUUCAGAUUAAUUCAGAAUAACUUUAAAAAAAAAAGAAAGAACCUAAAACUAAUCGUGGUAUUCAUUUUAUCUUGGUAAAAUGAGGCUGUUAGGAAGAUUUUUAAGUUCACUUGAUAAAUAUGUUACUGAAAUAAUAUGGAAAUUGAUAAUGUACAUUUUGGAGGUUCUUUCUUAAUGGUUAUAACUUGGAAUUUUGUGUGCUUUUAGCCUCUGAAUGGGGGCAUGAUGAUCUUAUCACUUCAAACCAACAUUUCAUCUGGACCUGGAUCACAGUUCAGGUGUUGUUCAUUCUGUUUUUACAGUUCUACAGUUGACCCAGUUUGGCAAAAUAAACAAAUUGGGGUGCGUCUUGUCCUGAAAUUACACGUUUGUCAGUUGUUCAGUAAUAUUUUGGCAUUUUCACUGACUCAUGUCUUUAUUUUAUAAAGUGACGUACACCAUGCAGAGCUUACACAUUUGAUCCUAGGAAGAUUUGAUCUUAAGAAGAGUUGGCAGAUAAAAUUACUCUUUAUCCAAUGUUGUUUUGGGAUCGGCUUAGUUUCUUACCUAGAUUUUUCUUUUUUUUUCCUGUAAGACUGUUGAAGUCUGCUAUGUUAAUACUGAAAUAUAACAUCAUUAACACAAGGAGAAAUAACAGUCAUUCAGUUUCUCUAUGGACUUUUAAACUUCUGUCAUGGAAUCAUUGAAACAACCUCACUUUGGGUUUUAAGUGAAAUUAGUUUUUACCACUUUACACUACUGAGUUUUUCUUAAUGUUUGUGGUAGUGGGGAUUUUGUAAUGGAAAGAUCUUUUUAAAAUGGAAACUGUUUAAAGUGACCUUGAUCAUAGAUUUAUGAAAAGCUGAUCUGAAAUAAAUUAGAUCUCUGUUUACACGCUCAGGUAUUGCAAGCAUUCCAAUUCCAUAAGGAGAAACUGGUAACUGUGUGCUUCAGAAAACCUCUCUAUUAGUCAAAAGUAUGUGUAAAUUGUUAGAGACAGCUCAUAUAGCCAAUAUCUGUUUACACAAUUAGAGUUGAAAUGAAUUUACCAUAAUAACUUCCUGUUGAAAGGGGGAAGAGUUGAACCAGCACUCAAGGCUAAAUUCACCACUGGGGUUAAGUAGUUGCAGCUUCAUUAACUUCAGUCCAGUUACACCAGUGAUUAAUUUUUGGGGGUUGUGAUUUGCUUAACAUAGGUCUCUUACAGCUCAUACAUGAUUAAGUUCUUGCUCAUACAUUUAAGGGCCAAAAAAAAGAAAGAAGAAAAAGACCAGAUUAAAUGUAUUGUACAGUCCUUGUAUGAAAUAUUUAUUUCAUAAUCUCUCAUUGUAUUAAUCUUCGCUACAUCCCUGUGAAAUAUAUCAGUACUUCGUGGUUAAGAAGUGUAAUACAGAUGAUGUAACAGUGUGAUGACUUCAUGGAGCAGGUUCAGAGCAAAGAAGGGAUUUGAUCUCAUUCAUUUGUAUCUGACACUGAAUAAUGUAGAAACUAGACCAUCCAUCCUUUUGGAAAUCUAAGGCAAAUAGAUGCAAGAUUUUAGUAGAGCUGCUGAGUAUUCUGAUUUUCUAAUGAUGACAAUUAUUAAAGCUGUAACAAUUAGCUCUAUUCUUAAUUAACCUUCUGGUUGGACCUGCAGGCUUGAUAACAGAGGGACUGCAAGUAUGUCAAGCUUAUGGACAAGAAUUGUUUCAUAACUUUUAUGGACAGCUUUGCAUUCUGCUUGUGGUUGCUUCUGGCCUUGAUAUGAUUUAGGACCUUACUGAAUAUUUUUAUAAUACUAUCUUUCUGUGUGUUGAUGAGGGCUAUAAGACUUGCUUGUCCUUCAUCAAUAUAAAAAUUCAGUCUUACUAUGAAAUGUAAUUCUCAGAAAGUCUUGAACAUUAUUCUUUCUUCAGCUGGGCAACUUUUAGAUAAUUGCCUCAUUAUUCUUUGGAUUUCAAGGGAUCUUUUCUGUCAUUUCUGCUUUUUCGUAUAUGUUGAAAAUUGUUACCUGAGAUCAUGAGAGAUUUUAUAUCGUAGGUUUUUUAGCAACUUCUUAUGAGAUGGUAGGAUCCAACAGCUUUCUCAGGUCCUUGGAAAGUAAAGAUUUGGAUAAGAGUGAGUUGAGCUGGUUAAUUCUCAUAAAUAUAGUCUGUGGAUUUGCAGGACUUUUUUUUUUCUUUUUUUUCCUGUAAGAAAAAGUACCUGUCCUAGAAAAGAUGCAUAAAUUUGUCUAGUAGGAAGCUUUUCAUUUUUGUUAUGCUUUGUAAUCAAACUUGUGCACAUGUUCUGAAGUGUAACAAAAAUCGGAGAGUUCUUCAAUUAGAAAGAAAAUUUAAAAAUCAAAAAAGGCAAAUUACUACUUUUCAGAAGACUUAAAAGGACAUUCAUGCAUCCCAAGGCAAAACCAGUUACUCAUAGGUUAUUCCUGAACAACAUCUGUCUAGACUGUUUAUCAAAGAGCUGCAAUGAUGAGAGUUCUCCAUUCUCCUAAAGCAGUCUGGUCUACUGCCUUUUCUACCCUAUCUCUGCCCAAGAUAUGUUCUGGUGUUUUGUCGCAGACAAGAAAAAAAAAUUGAACACAUCGAAUGGUGAGGUUGCUUUUUCUUCUUGUAACAUUCUGUCAAAUUUGUUAUUUCAAGCUUGAAACCCAAAACUUUUCAGACACUUGGGGGACUCAUCAUUGUGUAUUUUGAGUGCUGACAAAGAGGCUGUUAGUGUGAAAUUUUUGAGAGAACUGUCAUAUGUUCUACUAAAAGCUACUGUUUGUUUCCAGACAAAUCUCUUGUAUUUGGCUACAUGACUGAAUCAUAUUUUUAAAGUAAUGUUAAAUGUGGAAUAGUAGAUUAUGCCUGGCAAUAUGUUUAUCAUUGUUUAUUAAAACUGUGAAUAAGCAGUAUGACUAGGAAGCUUAGAAGUUGAAAAUAGCAUGUGAAACUUCCUCUUUAAACCUCACUAUUCCUGCUGUUUAUAGAUGUGAAGAUCAUUGUGCCUUUAAAUGCCACUGCCAGUUGAGAAAUGUCACUUCAGUGUCAGAAAGUACAAAACCACCAAAGUGUUCACGCUCAGACGUUUUUGUAAAUUCAGUGAAAUUAGAUAAACCACUCCAGUAUCUGAAUACUUCUUGAAGGAAAGCAGACUUAAUGCAUUUGAAAAAAUAGACCUCUUAAUCUGUGUAUCUGAUACAGAAGAAGAAAGCAUGCACAAAGAUAUUUUUACCCCUAGUACAUUCUUUUUUCAAAGCCAAGCAGGGCAAACUGAACAGUCAGGAGGACAUUAAUGAGAGUCUCUCGUGGUGAGGCUGCCCAGUAAAAGGGUUGUACAUUAGCCUGUCUUUUGAAGUGAUAAACUUCCAAUGAGUCCAUGCUAUAAGGCAGCACAACAGCAUGGGAGUGUAUUUUUCUGCAGAGGUGUCAGGUUGGAUGAUGAAAGCAUACAUAUGAAUAUAUUUAUUUCCCUUCCUUUAGAAACAGCAGUGUUCCAACGAUUAUGUUUCACAUAAAACACAAUGCAGAGCAGAAUUCUGUUAGCUGGAAUUGGUCUGGCUUUGUGAGAUGAUUACAGCAACAUGAAUUGCCUAUCACCUUUGUCUGCUGUCUGUUUCUUUCUGUAGCAAAUUCUGCCAUGGUCAAGCACAUCUUCAGCAACUAGUACUUUUCUUGGUUGUGGUGAGGCAAUGGCACUCUGGUGAUAAUAUUCCAGGUUUCUGUAGGUGUAUCUUGGCUUCCACAUGAAGAAGCAAACUGUUGUAUAGAAGUUGCAUUUGCACUCCUUUAAAGAACAUAUGUGCUCUUGGUUUAUUAGCUCCUGUAACAGCAUAGUAGACAUUGUCCUUUUUCUUGCAAGCUACUGAACUCGUAAUGUCAUGGUGCAUGUAGUUUUUACAUAGUGUCAUGUAAAUACUGGGUCAUUUAGCGUUCCCCCCCAUCACUGAUUCUUAAUUUUGGUAUUAAAUAUAAAUGUUCAUAGAAUGGGAUCAACCUUUUUCCUUCUAUCUGGAUGUUAAUAGGCAGUAAGAAGAAUUUCCAGUGUAUGUUUUGAUUGUGUAUGGCCAUGAUAAUUUUCAUGUUGGUUUUAUUCAUUUGUAGAAGAUUAUUUAUCAAUAUGAAGAGAGAUGCAUCACGAGAGAAUGUUUGAAUGAUAGUAUCUUCACACCAGCUAUCAGAAAGGUCAACAGAUUUAUUCUUAAGAAAUAUAUGGAUUAGGUUUAGCUAUUCUUUAAAUUUUAGUGUUUCUACAGUUUUCCUCUUUUUGUUCUAAUGGUAGAAUCACCAACUCUGUAAACAUAAUGAUUUUUAAAACUACUUGUUUCAUUUUCAUGGAAUCAAUUUUGUUUGAUUUUUUUUUUCUCUAGGACUUGUAAAGCUGCUUGUAUUUAAGUAAAAAAGUCGGGGGGGAAGAUACUAAAACCCCUGCAACAAUAAAUUCCUUUAAUACUAAUUAGUGCCUGUUUUUUACCUCUCCUUAAACUUGAGACUUGUUGGAUUUCUCCUUUAAAAUGAUGGGAAUUCCACAUCUCUAGACAGCCUGUUUGGUUGUUUACCAUAGCAACCAUUUUAGACUAAAUUGCUAUUGCCAGAUGUAGUGCUGACCCUUCCUUUCUAAGAGUCUUCUUCUGCUGGGGUCCAGGUUCUCUUGUGUACAUCUUGUUCUGUAUAUAUGGUACACAAAACCCCCCCAUGAUUGUAAUUGAUUAGUGCCUGGCAGACCAUAAUGAAUUCUCUAGUGCAUGUAACGCUGUAUUAUAUCUCAGGAGAAAAAGAAAGCUUGGACUCUUGAUCAGUUCUCUGUCUGGUAUCUCUUUGAGAUGCUUUUCAUCACAACAAAAUGACUGGUUAAUCCCUAUUUCAGAUAGAUGUGCUUAUUUAUUCCAAAAGUUUGGGGAUAUUCUGUUUGUGUUAGUGAAUUUUAUGUUAUUCCUUUUGGAGCACUUAUUGCUACAAUUAAUUUUGAAUUAAAUCCUCAAAAAUGCUUCUAACUGCAGACUAUAAUGCUAUUGUGGUUUAUCAUCAAAGUUAAUGAAAAUACUGCAUAGAAGCAACACUGGCAACCAAUAUGAAAUGCCCAUUCAUUUUGAAUGUUGGUGAUAUAGUGGGGAAGCUGACUUUCCAAGAAUUAAAAUAUUAAAUCUCUUUAAUUAACACAGAAAAAUUAAAUGGCAUGAGAAUGAGGGAGGGGAAAUAGUGUCUUUGGCAGAAGAGGUAUAUGAAGCCAAUCAAAUGGAAUUAAAACCAGUUUGAUGUAAACUUUUCGAAUGUUAGAAGAAACAACAGUUAUGAUCUGGAUUGUUCUCUAAGAUACAUCCAAGAUCAGUAAGUGAAAUACUACACUAUAUGUUCAGUAAACAUUCACGGAGCCCACCAGCUGUUCAGGAUAAAGGAGCUGAGUUACUGUGAAAGGUUAAGGAGCCUGGUGGUGUUUGUGGUUUUGUUUUGGUUUUAAUGCCCGCUUCAAAUUUUAACCAUGACAGGUCAUCCCACUUCUUACUACCUUUUUUUCUUUUUUUUCCCAAACAGCUAUAUUUAAGGUUAUAUUUCCAUAGUUAGGAUAGAUGGAAAAAAAGUGAGCAACUGAAAAAGUUGUCAAAAUUACAUUAAGUUGUAUGAAGUACAUGAAAGAGAACAUUCAUGAGCAUGGGCCUUGUAAAACUGAAGCAAUUUCUCUGAUGUACAUACCGUUUGUCCUAAAGCAAACAAACAUACAAGUAAUUUCUUCAAUACAGACUUUGUCUUUCAGCCCCUUGACAAAUAUUUCCUUUUUUUUUUUUUUUUUGUGCUAUGAUCACCAUGAUUACAUGUGCCAAUUGUAUGAAUCUGGGUGGCAACUGAAGCUCUUUUAUUCAUCACCACCUUUUAACAAAGGUCAGCACAGUUCUACUCUGUGUUAGAUUUUAUUUAAAUUUUGGGCAGCCAGUGAAGGGAGGAAAAAUGGGCCUAUAAAGAAACAAACAUUUUUUAUUAACAUGUUUUUUGUGUUUACAAUUCAUUUCAGUGGAAAAACAGUAAAUAGAGGAACUGCAUUAUAGUUUAAAUCACAAGGGACUUUAAUUUCAUUUUUGUUUAUAAAGAAGUGUUUCUACUUCUGUUUUUAGACAAAGCUGAAGUUCAUUCUCACAGGAUUUAAAUUCACUUUGAUACCUGCCUAGUGCCUUGGUAAACUCAGAAGGAAUUGCAAAUAGCAGCAUUGAAAAUCAAGAAGGUCUAAAAAUAUCUGGAGGGAGAUUAGGUGGUUCAACAAGUAACGCUCUAAUGGAUGACAGAGACUUUCCACCAAAUGAUCCGCAAAUAGACUCAAAGGACAGUCUUCCUACUAACUACAGGGUAGAAAGUUUGGCAUCUCAUUUGAUUCCUUCAGCUGAUGAAAAUGAAAAUCAACUCGACAGUGAUGGGAAUGAAGUUCUGACCAGUAGUAGCAUUGCUAUGGGACGACAGGACAAAGGUGAGCAGGAUAACAUCAAUAAUAAUGAGAAUAUGGACAGUGGAGACUGGAUCCUAAGCUGUAAGGAAAGUGAGACUGAGAGAAGAUCUGCAAAUGUCCAUAUGGACCCUCAGCUGGAGGAAAAGCCUGUUUCAGAAAAACAGCCAGGUGGAAAAAGAAGUCCAAGAAGCAAAAGAAGCUCCAAUAAAAAAUCUAAAGGCAUUUCUACAGUGGGAGCCACAACGAUCCAGGAGGAAAAUGCUCUUGAUACAGAUUUUGUGCAGGCUGAAAGUGCUGUUGAAGCAAAGGAAAACUUUCAUCCAAAAGACCAAAAGCAAACAUUGCAGUCUCUUUUCUCUUUGCUCCGUGAAGAGGUUGAGCAGAUGGAUUCAAAGAUACUGCCCCUGUGUCUCCAUCAGAUAGCUGAGACCUACUUUCAAGAGGAGGAAUAUGAGAAGGCCAUGAAGUUCAUUCAGCUUGAACGACUUUAUCAUGAGCAGCUGCUUGCAAAUCUUUCUUCCAUACAGGAACAGUGGGAAAGAAAAUGGAAAACAGCAGUUCCCAGUCCAGUUACACUGAGGAAUUCAGAUAAGGAGCUGAGUGGCCAAGAACUGGAAAAGCUUACUAGAGUUUGCUCUUCGCAUCGACAGCCACUGUCAUCCAAAACUAAGCUAGUAGCUACAGCAAAUACAUGGGAAAGCAGUUGUUUACCUCAGUUAAUGGAAUCCAGAACUUUAAAGGAAAGAGAAGCUACUACUUUUAAAUCAGGUACUGAAACUUGUCCUGGCAUUGCACCAAAGAAAGAAGAUAAACAGCUGAGCACUGUUUGCCCAGGUGAAAACCAAACUGAGAGACAGGCAGAGGCAGCAAGUCUUCGGGUAGCUGCAGGAAAGGACCACAUGGAGGAGCAGCACUGCAGUGCUGAAUCAACGUUCGAGCCACACACCCAGUCCACAGGGACAGGGGGCAGGCCUUCCUCGGGCUGUUUAUCAUCUGGGGAUGCUGGUAAAGAUAACAGUCUGCAGCUGAGGGAAAGACAGCUCUCCAAGGAUGCGGUGAAAAUAGAAGGGGCUGGGGAGCCUGGAGUGAAACUCCCUCUUGAGCCAAUGGUAGAUGCUUUGGCUUUAGCAGAUGAAGAUUAUAUGCCUGCUGAUUUGGUUCCUUCUGAUAAGGAUGUGCCAGCUGAGAGAAGUCUGCUCAGAUCAAAACAUGCUGCUGGGUCUUCAGAAAUUCCUAGUGGCCAACUUGGAAAUAGUGAUUUAAAGCAGCAACAGAUACAGCCUGAUGAUGAUGAUGAUGAUGAACAGUCUUCAUGGGACAGAACUGCCUCAGGUGAAUGCUUCGGGUGUAAUGAAGUGUCUGAGCAUGAGAGCACUGCCCAUUCAUGGGUGCACAAGGAAAUGCAGAGAGCAGGAGGACAGGAGGAAAAGGUCAAUAAUGAGCAAGAAGAUUUAUUUCUGAGAUUUUUGAAUGGUAACAUAAUAGACACUGAAGAAUCUGCAGACUUAGUAAACCAAGAAGACUUUGACACUGUUCCAGAUAUUUCACCUGAACGAGCAUCUUAUAACUCCCUGGAAGCUUUAUCACUAGAUGACAGCUUUUCUUCUCUUGAUGAACUUACAAGAAGGAUAGAGAUUACUGAGAUUACCCCAGUGGAAGGAUUGGUGUCUAUACUAAAGAAGAGAGAUGACAGAGAUGGAAAAACAAUUGCUCAAGUCCAGCAAAGGCAAACAAAGAGAAGAGUGAGAUUCCAAGAAAUGGAAGACACAUUGGAUCAAGAUGAAGUGUCUGGUGGCUCCUGUAUUUUGCUGAUCCUGCUGUGCAUAGCAACUGUUUUCCUUAGUAUUGGAGGAACUGCACUGUACUGCACCUUUGGUGACAUGGAAUCCCCUGUGUGUACUGAUUUUGCAGCCAACAUGGAUUUCUAUUAUACACAGAUACUGCAGCGUGUGGAAGAACUUAAACACUGGAUAGCCUUCUCAUAGCUGAAAGGAGUGGACACCGCACACUGAGAGCUCGCCAGUGGCUACUGGAGAGAGUAGAACAAAAUUGUGAUUUAAAGUUCUUCAACACUUGCCACCUGCAGGUGAUGUGUAUUUGAUGAUAUACUUUCACAUUUACUUAGAAAUCAAGAAUUUUAGUUUAGCAAUCAGGUGGCAAAAUGUUCACAUCUGUUCACAACUGUAGCAGCGUGGUAUGGGAGCAUAAAAAGUUAUUAUCUUCAUCUUUUUGAAAGUAGGCAAGUAGCUUUUCAUCCACUUGAGCAAGUGAAGAAGAAGGAAGAAAAUUAACUGUCUUCUCUAUUCUCUCCCAUUGCCACACAUUGUGUAAGCAAUCUCUGGAAGCUUAGUAAAAGGACAGCUUUAAUUUACAGCUGUUUGUGCAAAGGUGUUGCCUCCAGCUAUCAUGCAAUAAGUCUCUGUUUUAUGGAAACAUUAUUUUUUUUUUUCUAAGUCUUAAUGUUUUUAUCCAUUUUAUUUCUCCUGGUGAGCCAUGUAAUUAUUUGGGUGGAGUGAGAAGAGUGCACUGGCAUUCACGGAGCCCUCAUUUGGUAAUUACCAGGCUGACCCUGUAUCUUACAGCUUGCAGUGAAUAUCAUGAAUGGGGUAAAUCUGCUGGCAGAUUUCACUAAAUUUCUUGGACCUUUACUCUCAGUAUCAUGUGAGUUGCUUUAGAAAUGGAAGGUUAAAAAAGAAAUCACUGGUUUCACUAAACACAGAAACAAAAAAUGUUUACUAAAUUGUUCAUAUUAAAUAAUCAAGUGGCUUUGGCUCAUUUUAAAGCACCUGGUAGCAGGUGUGGGGCUAACUGGGUUUUCCUCCAGCUAUGUCACUGACUUGGAGUAAUCACUUUGUGCCUCAGUUUCUCCUCCAUAAAUGGGGAAUAAUGAUCCUUGCCUUUGUCUAUGAAUAUUUAUUGGAAUUAGGGCUCAUGUCUGAUUCAUCCCAAAUGAGUGCACAGGAUCACAGAACUGUGUGGCUGCAGCCGCUGUCAAUGAGAAAGGGUUACGUGCAGGGGGACUGAUCCAACAGAAGAGGUUCAGAGGUUCACUGCAGAUCCACAGCCUGUUACUAUUCCAGGGCACUUGUUCCAGCCAAUAAAGCACAUUUGCAUUUAUUUGCCCUGCAGUUCUGAGACCUGAAUUGUAAAAUCUGGCCUUUAUCAGCUUUACAAACAAAUUUAGAUCAGUACAAAGAGUCAUUUGAAAUGGGUAUUUCUAUCACUUGGUGCUCAGCCCUCCCUGUGUGGUGGUGAGAGAAGACAGUGAAGGUGAGAAUUAGAUACACAGGCCUUUGGGCCACGCUCUGCUCUGCUCGAGGUGUGGCAGCUGUUCUUGCACAGAGCCCAGUGGUGCAGCCCUGCUGACAGGGUGAGCGUGAAACAAUUCCUUUACACCUCAGGAAACAGCAUUUUUGAGGGGCCCACUUCACUCCACUCUGUGAUUUCCUGCUUACUAACCUUGUAUGAUGCAGUGUGUUCAGGUUUAGGACAUUACUUUGUGAAGUGCUAUGAAGUGAAAUCUUUGAGAUACUGCUCAGAAUUAUAACAUUAAAGAUCAUGCUUUCUGACAUUUGCAAGCAAAUUGUCCCUCUAGUGAGCUUGAUUGUUCCUAAUGCACUGUUACAUUUAACGGGUUUUUAAAGUGAAAGUUAAAAUCAUGGUUUUUUCAAGAAUAAACUGCAUGUAUGAUUUCUCUUUUGGUUUUCACUGUGGAGGCUUAGUUUAUUUAUACCCUAGGGAGCCUCAUGUGCAGCUUUAUACUAAACUAGCAAAUUUCAAAUGCCCAAAUUAAUGAAAACUUUGCUUUUAGAAUGAAACUUGAGAAUAGUAGUUUGGGGGUUGGUUUUUUGUUUGUUGUCCUCAAGAGUAUCAUGAUGGGCUACUCUAAAGGAGAAAGGGAAAGACACUUUUGUGUUUUAAAGUGUUACUGGCUGGUUCAGUUUAUUUGAAUUCUGGGUUUUUUUAUUUAUUUAGUUUUUCUUUUAAAGAGAAACUUAAUUUUCUAUUUUGGCAAUUUACUCACAGAGUAAUUAAAAAGCAUGCUUUCAGUUAAGUAUGUAUUUAUAGUGACUAUGUAGUUAGAAUAUAUUUUGAGUUUCUGUAACUUUGCAUUGAGUGUUUCUGGAUAAUAAGUUUAUUCCUAAAGAGACAACUGUUCAUUUCAGCUUAAAAAAAAAAAUAAAUUAACUUUUUAUGCACUUCAUCACCAAAAAGGUCAAAAGGUAUUUAUAGAUCUAUUUAUUCAAAAGCAUACCAGACAUGGAUAUCAAAGAUCCACAACUUUUAGGUUCAUUUCAUUAAAACUAUUUUAAACAAAUAUUUUAUUUUGAACCAUAAAGCAGUUUAAAGUCAAAGCAAUUUUUAAUAAGAAUUUCAGUUUUGAAUCAGUGAUCCAAAUCCAGGUGUUUUCUCUUUGUGCUGUAUUCCUGGUGCAAAGACUCAGGAGUAUCAGCAGAACUGCCUACAAGAUGAUGAGGAGGUUGGGCAGCACAUCACCAACACAUAGCCACUGAAAAGUGAGCAGCCAGACGUUCUGUGUAACUCAGACACCCUUCCCUUGUGACUUGGAGCACAUCUUCAGCCUUGCCCAGCUGUGCCAAGGUAGCAGCCCUGCAAAGUCUCCCAGGAUUUGAGGGAGCAGAGCGGGCACAUGUGCACAGGCUGUCCGGCUCCUGAUCUGAGCUGCUCACUCCUCAGUUGCAUCCAAGGGUUCAAAUCUGGAUCCAGCUUCUGUUGGCAUUCCUUUAUGAAAAGCUGAUGGUGCAAAUUCUUGCUUCGUGUGACAAUUCUGUCGGUGCAAAUGGUCUGUAGUAUUAUCAAACUUGCAGCUGUCAACAGAACAAAUUUUGCUUUGCAUUGGCACUCCAAAGAGUGUGCAGGCAGGCCUGACGCUGGCCUUCCUAUGUGUUCUGUUCUCUUUGGAAUACUGGUGACAUUGCUCCCAGCUGGGUCACCUGAGCAGUUAGGAUCUUACAGACAGAUAAAUCAAAGAAAAAGAUAUCGUGGAUUUGAACAGUUACUCGUCUGAGUGUUUGAGGUAAAAUAAUACCAAGCAACAGCUGAGAUUGUUUCAGGAGGAAGAAAGCAGUGGGAAAAGGCUUCCCUUUCACACACACGCUUGGUGCAUUUUAAAGCCUUUCGUAUAUAACUUUUUAUUCAUUGUUUCCUUCCCUGCCACUGUCUUUAUGGCUGUUCUGCUUGGCAAUAGAGGGACCAUACUGUGCUGAGUUGAAAACAUUUGUAAUUGGUAGAAAAAUUCAGGAAAUUGUUCCAUACUUGACAGUAGUUUAAAAAACUUUUCAUAAAAUAUGACUGGAUUUCAGGCUGCUAGUGUACUUCAGAGAAGUUGUGCCACUUAAUCAUCUGCAGCACUCGGCUAGAAACCCCCACCUUCCUGUUUAUUCUUUAAGCAUAAUUAUUUCAAAGAGAUUCUUGUGAUAAAGAAAAAGCCAACAAGGUUUUUUAUGUAGAUUCAGCAUUAUGCUGACAAAAGAUCUGACCACAUAAUUAACACCCUCACCCCAAGCAGCCUAGACUAGACCAAGAAAGGCACUGUGCUGUAGUGUAGCCACACGAGACUACAGGCUUCUUCUCAAGACAACAUCAGGAAGCAAACAUUCCACAACCCAGGUAUGCCAGCAGAAGUUUGUGAUCUAGACACAGGCUGUGUUUUAAUUUUUUUUUUUCAUUAUCCUUGGUUUCAUACCUGGAAAAUGCAUAGUAGCCCUGGUGACCAGCAGUAGGAAGUAUUGUAACAAAAAGGGAAUCUCUGGUUCAGGGUUCUUGGUAGUAAAGGGCAAGUUUGAGCUAUCAAGUAAACAGAGUACACUGGAAGUCCAGAUUCUUGUGUGACUGGGUACUGUUCCACUCAAUAACCUAAAGGGAUGACCCUCCCGAGGAAACAUGUUUGCCUACUUUGUACUGUCUUUGAAAGUCACCCAAGCUUGUAAUUCACAUACUGUAGCAAAAAAAAAAAAAAAUAAAUAAAAACUGUCCCAAAGAAAAUACAUGAACCUUUUUGGAUAUUGUGAUUUCUAAAUGUCUGAAAAGACUGAGAUUUUCUGUGAAAUUCAAGUAAAUGAACAGUACCUCCAAUAAGAAUUUCAUUAUUAAGCCCAAAACAGGAUGGAAAGUGAGGAUAAAAUGUGUAAGGUUUGGUCUGGUUUUUGGUGUACUUUUCCUGGGUGUCUUUGUUUCAAUAAUUUAACAAAAACCCAGUUUCCUCACAGAGCCUGGUGCUGCCAGACAGGUGGGUUUCAGGUGCUAAAAUGUUGCUUUACUGUAUCAUUGUGAAAGCAAAUGGACAGAUGGCUAGUUCCAGAAUUCCUAGUAAUUGGUGGGUGGCCUGGAUAAUGGUCAAAAGGCAUUCUGCUCUCUGAACUCAAAUAAAUAAAUAAAACCACAAA